Messenger RNA from Nothobranchius furzeri (turquoise killifish), 592 nucleotides. RefSeq lists its product as uncharacterized. The record is from RefSeq and is a predicted model, not a curated record. NCBI's taxonomy places the organism in Eukaryota, Metazoa, Chordata, Actinopteri, Cyprinodontiformes, Nothobranchiidae.
GUUUCAUGUCGUAAUGUCAGUUUGUUUGUGUUAGCAGGAGAUAAAAGUCCUGCUUCAGCUCAGAUCUCACAAUCGUUCUGUUGGACUGGACUCAAAAGCAGGACUAUGAAGCUUCAUCUGCUGCUGGUUCUGGUUCUGCUGAUGCCUCUCUGCUCAGCUAAUCAGUUUCACAUCGAAUGCUUUGGUGAAGACUUCCUGAUGGUCAACAACCUGUUGUUACAGUGUUCUGGUAAAGUCAGACAGGCCUGCUACACGCGGGACACUGGAGAGAAAGGCUGCACCCGGCUAGAGAACUGCUCCCGGCUCGGCUGGACCUGCUGCUACACAAACCGCUGCAAUGCCAAUCAACACUGAUCAACACUCAGCCAUUAAUCAGUAAUCUGAUCAGUCUUUAAACAUGAAGUCUGAAACUUUUAUAGUCCAGUUUGAAAUGUUAGACUUAAACUUCUGGUUAGUUUGAUAGUUUACCUGAUUUCACCAGAAGUAACUAGAUAAACUAAUAGGCUCAAAUAAAAAUCUGAUUAUCGUGGAAAAUCAACUUUUCAGGGAGAAAUAUCAAAUUACUAGAUUUUAAUAAACGCACUCAAACAAG